CCGAACUCUGGCAGCGUCUUGGUGCCGAGGGGCAGCGGCGGAGAGGACCCCGUCCUGAUCUUCGUACGCUGGAAAAAAUAUCCGGGUGACGCUGGGUGGCCGACAUGAUGGCCCUGGGUCAGAGCCCCCUCGUGCCGCUGUUGGAGACUUUGGAAGACCCUUCUGCCUCCCAUGGAGAGCAGACUGACGCUUACCUAACUCUGACCAGUCGAAUGACUGGAGAAGAAGGAAAAGAAAUAAUUAUAGAAAUUGAGAAGAAACUUCCUCAGCUGUACAAGGUUUUAAAGACCCACAUUUCCAGUCAAAACUCAGAGCUGAGUAGUGCUGCUCUACAGGCCUUGGGGUUUUGCUUAUAUAAUCCGAAAAUUACCUCAGGAUUAUCAGAGGCAAAUAUUCAAGAACUGCUUUCAAAACUGAAUGAUAUUGUUAAGAGUUCAGACAAAAAUGUACGUACCAGGGCACUCUGGGUUAUAUCGAAGCAGACGUUUCCCACUGAAGUUGUUGGCAAAGUGGUGUCCAGUAUAAUUGAUUCAUUAGAAAUAGUAUUUAAUAAAGGAGAGAUGCAUUCUGCCAUUGUUGAUUUUGAAGCAAUAAAUGUUAUCAUAAGGCUAAUUGAGCAAACCCCAAUUCAGAUGGGAGAAGAGUCAGUGAGGUGGGCAAAACUAGUCAUACCUUUAGUGGUUCAUUCAGCACAGAAGGUACAUUUGCGGGGAGCGACUGCUCUAGAGAUGGGAAUGCCAUUGUUGCUUCAGAAACAACAAGAAAUAGCAUCUAUUACAGAGCAACUUAUGACUACUAAAUUGAUCUCGGAACUCCAAAAGCUAUUUAUGAGUAAAAAUGAGACUUAUGUCUUGAAAUUAUGGCCUUUGUUUGUCAAACUUCUUGGAAAGACCUUGCAUCGAAGUGGGAGUUUCAUCAAUUCUCUAUUACAGCUGGAAGAACUGGGGUUUCGUAGUGGAGCACCCAUGAUUAAAAAAAUAGCUUUCAUUGCUUGGAAGAGUUUAAUAGAUAAUUUUGCUUUAAAUCCAGAUAUACUGUGUAGUGCAAAAAGACUCAAGUUGUUAAUGCAGCCUUUGAGUUCCAUUCAUGUGAGGACAGAAACUCUAGCAUUAACAAAGCUAGAAGUCUGGUGGUAUUUACUGAUGAGACUUGGACCUCAUCUUCCUGCUAAUUUUGAACAGGUUUGUGUGCCUCUGAUUCAGAGCACAAUAAGCCUUGAAUCUAAUGCUUCUCCUCAAGGCAGUUCAUCUCGUGUGGCUACUUCUCAAGGUUUAAGUCCUAUGACUCCUAUACACAAAGGUGCUUCUCCAUAUGGAGCCCCUGUAACUCCCCGGAUGAAUUUGAGUUCGAGUUUAGGUGGAAUGGGCACAAUCCCUUCCAUUCAACUUUUGGGACUUGAGAUGUUGCUUCAUUUUUUGUUGGGUCCAGAAGUCUUGAGUUUUGCUAAGCAAAACAAAAUAGUACUCAGCUUAGAGCCACUGGAACAUCCGUUAAUCAGCAGCUCUUCUUUUUUUUCCAAACAUGCAAAUACGCUUAUCACUGCUGUUCAUGAUAGCUUUGUUGCAGUUGGAAAAGAUGCUUCUGAUGCUGUUGUCAGCGCUAUCUGGAAGGAGCUAAUUAGCUUGGUGAAGUCAGUUACUGAAUCAGGUAACAAAAGAGAGAGACCAGGUUCUGAAGUUUUGACCCUCAUACUGAAAUCUUUGGAAAGCAUAGUGAAGUCAGAAGUAUUUCCUGUAUCAAAAACACUGGUUCUCACGGAAAUUACAAUUAAAGGACUUCCUCAGAAAGUAUUAGGUUCACCAGCAUAUCAGGUUGCUCAUAUGGAUAUUCUUAAUGGAACUCCGGCUUUGUUCUUAAUUCAGUUAAUUUUCAACAGUAAUUUCUUGGAAUGUGGUGUAGCAGAUGAAAAGUUUUUUCUCAAUCUGGAAACACUUGUAGGCUGUGUUCUUUCUGGUCCAACUUCACCUCUAGCUUUCAGUGACUCUGUUUUAAAUGUUAUUAAUCAGAAUGCAAAGCAACUGGAAAACAAGGAGCAUCUCUGGAGAAUGUGGAGUAUUAUAGUCACCCCACUAACUGAAUUGAUUAAUAAGACCAAUGAAGUGAAUCAAGGUGAUGCCUUAGAACAUAAUUUUAGUGCUAUCUAUGGUGCAUUGACUAUACCAGUAAACCAUAUUUUUUCAGUACAGAAAUUUCCAGUGGACACCAUGAAGACCCUACUUAGGACUUGGUCAGAAUUAUAUAAAGCAUUUGCUCGCUGUGCUGCUUUGGUGGCAACAGCGGAAGAGAAUUUGUGCUGUGAGGAACUUUCUUCGAAGAUAAUGUCCUGUUUGGAAGAUGAAAGCCUUUCAAAUUUGUUGUUCUUGGACAGGGUCAUUCAUAUUAUUACUAUAAUGGUUGAUUGCAUCGACUUCUCACCAUAUGAUAUUAAAUAUCAGCCCAGAGUUAAAUCACCACCACAGAGACCUACAGAUUGGUCCAAAAAGAAGAAGGAGCCCCUAGGAAAAUUGGCUUCUUUAUUUAAACUUAUUGGGAGAGCAAUCUAUUCUUUCCACACUUUGAGCUUCAAGGAAGUACAUUCUGAUACUCUCUUCGCUAUCGGCAACUCAAUCAUCAGCAUUCUUUCCAAUAUUCUUGGACAUAUUUCUUUGCCCUCUAUGAUUCGAAAAAUAUUUGCGACUUUAACAAGACCUCUGGCAUUAUUUUAUGAAAACUCAAAACUCAAUGAAGCUCCUAAAGUGUAUAGUUGUCUGAACAACAAGUUAGAAAAGCUGCUAGGCGAAAUUAUUGCUUGUCUGCACUUCAACUGCACUGGAACUUAUGACAGUGAACUUCUUGAACAACUCUCCCCACUAUUAUGCAUAAUAUUUCUGCACAAGAAUAAACAGAUUCGAAAACAGAGUGCUCAGUUCUGGAAUGCCACAUUUGCUAAAGUGACGAAGUUGAUUUAUCCUGAAGAGUUAAAACCAAUACUAAGGCAAGCCAAACAAAAAUCUCUGCUGCUUUUGCCUGGUUUGGAAAAUGUUGAAAUGACGGAGGAAUCCAGUGGACCAUAUUCAGAUGCAAUAGAAAAUUCACAAUUAAAUGUGAAGAUAAGUGGCAUGGAAAGAAAAUCAAGUGGAAAAAGAGAUUCCCUUUUGGCACAGACAAAGGAUAAAAAAGAAAAUAUGAAACCAUCAGCCAAACUGAAUCUUGAAUCUUCAUCUACAAAAGUAAAAAGUGAAAUGCUUUUGGAAGAGGAAAAAUCUACUGACUUUGUAUUUAUACCUCCAGAAGAAAAAGAAGCAAAGGAGAGAAUAUUAACUGAACAUCAAAAAGAAGUACUCAAAACAAAGCGGUGCGAUAUUCCUGCCAUGUAUAAUAAUCUGGAUGUUUCACAAGAUACCCUGUUUUCUCAGUAUAGUCAGGAAGAAUCUAUGGAAAUUCCUACUUUAACUGAAAACCCAAAGGAAGAUUCCAAGAUUAUGAUUAAGGAGGAGCAAACGAAGAGUGUCAUGGAAAACUGUGAUAUGGAUGAACAUCUUGAAAAAGCUUCCCUUUCAAAUAAUGAGUGUUCUCCUGAUGAAACCAAUCCAGAAAUACCAAGCAGUAAUAGUGAUGUCGGAAAAACUUUAAUUUCAUCAAAGAAAACUUCAACUGAAUGUGCGUCUAGUGCAGAAAAUUCUUUUGUUGUGAGCAGUAGCUCAGUUUCUAAUGCCACUAUUUCUGGAACUCCCCCACAGCCUACACGUCGAAGGCAAACGUUUAUUACCCUGGAGAAGUUCGAUGGUUCAGAAAAUAGGCCUUUUAGCCCAUCUCCUUUGAAUAACAUGUCAUCAACUGUUAUAGUGAAAAAUAAACAGGGAAGCAUGAACAAAACAGAAAUGCCAGCAAAAGCAAAGAAAAGAGAAGUGGCUCUUUCAAAAUCUGAGUCUGAAAAAGUAGUGAAUGGAAUUAAGAGAUCAGGCCGGAGAUCAGGUAAAGCUGAACAAGCAGGAAAUAAAAGGUCUAAACCCUUAACAAGAUCUGAACAGGAGAAAAAUACUCAGGAAUCUGUUGAAGACCUGGUAGCCUCAGAAAAUCACUCACCUGGCUUGCUAAAUCAAACAGAAUGUGCGUCAGAUAAUCAGGUUCCUCUUUCUGAAUCUAUGAUGGAGCAUGAAGAUACAAAGCUUAAACCAACAAUAGAAAAUGCUGUGUUACUGGAAAAUGAUACUGUUGAAGAGAAAAAUGUAAGAAUUAAUUUGGAAUCCAAAGAAAACACACCUCCAGCAGCAGUAUCAGCAGAUCAAGUGGAAAAUGAGGACAGUCAGGUUCAGAUAACUCCAAAUCAAAAAACCCUUAGACGGUCUUCAAGGCGACGUUCAGAAAUAGCAGAGUCUACUGCUGAUAACCAAGAUAAAGAAAAUCAUCAAAAAAAGGAAAGACGUAAGGAAGAAGAAAAACCUCUUCAGAAGAGUCCAUUACAUAUAAAAGAUGAUAUGUUACCUAAGCAAAAACUGAAUUCUGAACAAACUGUGCAGGAAAAUUCGAUUGAGAAAGCAAAUAAUUUACAUGAGGAGACUUUUGGAGAAACCAGUGCUAGUGCUGAAAUUGACCAAAAUAAAAGAAAGCCAGACCUUGAGAAUACUAAAUCUGAGGGAGAUGGUACACAGGACAUUCCAGACAAAUCCUCUAAGAAACCAAUAAGGGGACGAACACGGUAUCAAACAAGAAGAGCAUCUCAAGGUUUGCUCUCCAGCAUUGAAAACUCAGAAUCUGACAGUUCUGAGGCAAAAGAAGAAGGUUAUAGAAAGAAAAGAUCUGGAAAAUGGAAAAACAAAAGCAAUGACAGUGGUGGCAUUGAAGAUCUAGAAGAGAAAAUGGUAAAACAGGAAUGUAUAAAAGGUGAGAAUCAGACAACUGAUUAUAAAGCAAGUUGUGAAGUAGACGUAGAUGUAAAAUCUCAGAGCUGUGAAAAAAAAGAUGAAAAUAGUACUGUAAUACUUCAGGAUCCUACAGCAUCUUCAGAUUUGUUGCAAGUUUCUGAAGAUGCACCAAAUAUAUGUGAGGGAAAAAGUAAAACUAGUAAAUGUGCAAAACAUUCCUUUACAAGUCCACCUGUGCCAGAAUCAAAUUUAAGGACUAGAAAUGCCAACAGGAGAUUACAUAAGCGAGAUUCUAGUGAUAAUAGUGUAGGAGAAUCCUCAAAAACAGAGACAUCAGACAUUUCUUUGCUCUCUGAAAAAUCUCUCCAAACACUUGAAUGUCAACACAAGAGAAGUAGAAGGGUAAGGAGAUCUAAAGGUUGUGAUUGCUGUGGGGAAAGCUCACAACUUCAGGAAAAAUCAUUUAUUGGGUUAAAGAAAACAGAAAAUUACAACCUAACAAUUAGUGAAACAAAAAAGACAGAUGUGCAAAUACCUGUAACUGUAUCAGAAACUUCUAAAGCUAAUGUCUAUUCUGAAGUAAAGUUUUUAGAUGAGCAUUAUAGUAUGAAUUUUCAUUUGGGUCUCAGGGAGGACAGUGAUAAUAGUAACAAUCCCUUAAUUGUGUCUGAAACUGAGUUGAAAGAAAAAUCCGUUCAAGAAUCUUUUCCUUCUGAAAUAGUAAAUUUUAAAGAGGAAACUUGUAAUACGGGCUCUAGUGAAGUGGUAUCUCUUGAAAGCCAAGAGCCAUGUAAUAAAAAAUUUAAAACUGUUAGCCCGUGUUUAGGUGAUACCAAAGAUAUUUCACAGGAAUGUUCCUUGGAGACCAAAGAAGAGAAACCAGAAGCUUCAGAAAAGGGACUAAGUCUAGAGAAUGUAGUUAAUGUUGAAGGAAAUGCAUGUAAAGUAAUAGAAGCCAAUCCAGAGGAAGUAGAAGCUAUGGAAUUGGAUGUAGGAAGCGAUAUAUCUGAAGGUAGCUUCUCUGAACAAGAGAGUGCCAAAAGUGAUAUUUCUGAAGAAGCAGCAAAAGAGGAAAAUGAUGAAAAAAGUGGUGAUUCUGUAGUAGACACAGCUGAAGGACUGAAUGCUGCAGAAGCAGCAGCUGAGGAAAUUAAUUCAGAUAUUCGUCCUACUAUCACACCUGUAGAAGUGAAUGCUCAAAUUGAACAAACAGCAUCUGGGGAAUUAGGUAGAGAAAGUGAUGAAUCUGAUCCAGGCUCAUCUGAAGAAAGGAGUGCUGAAAUGGAAAAUUGUGAAGAAGCAGUGAUAGGUGAGGUGAAUGCUGAAACUGACCACAUCUGUAAAGUGGAGGAUGGAGAUAAGGAAACUUCCAAGCCUCAAGAAGCUGAAACAAAAAGAUUGAAUGCAGAAAUUGACAACUUUGUUCCUGACACAUUAGAAACAAGCACUGAAGAAGGAAAGAUUGACUCUAAUAGAACUGAAACAAAUACUGAACUUAAUCGAUUUAAAGAAAUAAAAUUAGAUGAUGAUCAAAUGGUAGUGGGAAAUGGUAAUGUUUUACUACAGGGGGAUCACCAUACUUCAGAGAAAGUAGAGGAACCAUUGCAGUCUUUGACAUGUGGAACAGCUGUCUCUGAACUGAUAACAGAAGACAACGAUGUAUCUCCGCAAAAAUUAAGGGAACUUGAUCCUUCACUUGUGUCAGUAAAUGAAAGUCCUGGUGGCAUGCGGACACGCUGUGUCUGGUCUCCUUUGGCUUCUCCAUCCACUAGCAUUUUAAAGAGAGGACUAAAAAGACCCCAAGAAGAUGAGAUCUUAUCACCUGUUAACAAGGUUCGCCGUGUGUCCUUUGCAGAUCCAAUAUACCAAGCAGGAUUGGCAGAUGACAUCGAUAGGCGAUGCUCUAUUGUUAGGUCCUGUUCUUCAAGUAAUUCUUCCAUAUUGAAAAGUGUUAAAACUUCUCCUACUGCACAAUCUAAGCAUAAUACCACCUCAACCAAAGGAAUUCUGUCCCCAGGAUCACGUAGCCCUAAAUUUAAGAGCUCAAAGAAGUGUUUAAUUUCAGAAAUGGCCAAAGAAUCCAUGCCAUGCCCAACAGAAAGUGUUUACCCAGCUUUGGUGAACUGUGUGGCACCAGUUGACAUCAUUUUACCUCAAAUUACAUCAAACAUGUGGGCAAGAGGCCUGGGACAACUCAUUAGAGCCAAGAAUAUAAAAACAAUUGGUGAUUUGAGUACUCUUACAGCAUCUGAAAUAAAAACUCUUCCUAUCCGUUCUCCAAAAGUGUCCAAUGUAAAGAAGGCUCUCCGAAUAUAUCAUGAGCAGCAGGUGAAGUCUCGUGGACUAGAAGAGAUUCCAGUUUUUGAUAUUUCUGAAAAAACAAUAAAUGGAAUAGAAAAUAAAUCUCUCUCUCCUGAUGAAGAAAGACUUGCCUCAGAUUUGAUUGAUCCUAUUGGUUUAGAAAUUCCAUCAUCUAAAAAUCUUGUGGCACAGAUUAGUGCUCUUGCUCUUCAAAUGGAUUCAGAAGAUCUCCAUAAUUAUUCAGGAAGCCAGCUAUUUGAAAUGCAUGAGAAACUUGGUAGUAUGACAAACUGUAUCAUAAAAAAUCUACAAUCUCGUUGGAAGUCAUCAGCCCAUGAAAAUUCUGUUUAGUAUUUUAAGAGAAAACUGAAGAUUUUUUUAAACAUCACUGGAUUUCUUGAUAAACAAGUUCUGAAAUAUAGCACAAUUUCAAAGAAAAGACUGUUUACAAAGUUGGUAACAUUUCCAACCCAGAAGGAUAAUUAUUGUGUAAGUUCAAUUUUGUAAGUUCAUUAUGUAAGAUUUUUUUUCCCCACUUAUAUUUUCUUGGCUGCUAUGCAUAGUUUUUCAAGAAAUAUAAUUAAUUUUACUGAGAUGUGAAAGCAAAAACUAGAAACAGAA
Messenger RNA from Cynocephalus volans (Philippine flying lemur), 7766 nucleotides. It is a transcript of the gene RIF1, whose product is annotated as replication timing regulatory factor 1. Gene Ontology annotation, biological process: telomere maintenance. Gene Ontology annotation, cellular component: nucleus. Lineage: Eukaryota; Metazoa; Chordata; Mammalia; Dermoptera; Cynocephalidae. The record is from RefSeq and is a predicted model, not a curated record. The transcript is spliced from 36 exons. The coding region runs from base 105 to 7496 and encodes 2463 amino acids.